Penicillium angulare is the source of this 2916-nucleotide messenger RNA. RefSeq names its product serine/threonine-protein kinase. Gene Ontology annotation, biological process: peptidyl-serine phosphorylation; intracellular signal transduction. Gene Ontology annotation, molecular function: protein serine/threonine kinase activity; ATP binding. The record is from RefSeq and is a predicted model, not a curated record. Lineage: Eukaryota; Fungi; Ascomycota; Eurotiomycetes; Eurotiales; Aspergillaceae. Bases 1 to 2916 code for a protein of 971 amino acids. The transcript has 4 exons.
AUGACAGUCCCUUAUGGAAAGAAACUGAGGACCCGAAAGAGCGUAUUCGGCCUUUGGAUUCCUACAAAAACCACCUUCAGCAAUAAGUGUGAUCAUUCUCCAUCUGAUUCACCAAUAUCCGACACAAGCCCUACUUCAGAACCUAUCAUCAAUUCCGAGCCUGGAAAAGAACGACUAAAAAUUCGAUUGACUCGAAGUGGCUCAAAGUUAUUACUUUUACUUGGAUUGGGAAGUUCCUCGAACAGUAACAAGACGAGCGUAGAAUUUGGAUCAUGCGAAGACAAUCACAAUGCAGAGCAGCGCCAAGCUCCUUCCACCCCCACUACGGACCAAAACAGCCCUAUUUAUAUGGAUGGGGGACAGUCCCCAGAAAGUGAAUCGCCAACUACAGACUUGAACAACCUAGCACAUGAGAGUCUCAAUGCGCCACUCCCAGCAAGAAAUUCCUCACCAGAUGAUGAAGGCAGGGCUGAGGGAGAAGCCGGCGUUCAAAGAAAUGUAGAGGUUGAUAAUGACGCCGGUAUCACCUCUAGCGACCAUCAAACAUUCCAAAGCCCAGAGAUAGUCCGUCGCCUAUCUCAACGACUGUCUAUGACAUUUGGAAACCCCACUGUGAUUCACAGGACGCACCUUCGGUCAAGACCUCGCAUUCCCUUUCCAGGAUCUCCAGUGACACCGCUACAGAGUAAGCAGGGAGACGGCGCAAACGACAGCUCAGAUCCCUCGACAACGCCCAGCAGCAAUGAAUCCCCAUUUACUCACUCAUCUCCUUCAACCCCUGCCACAUCCGCAGAGCCGUCUCCUUCUAUUGAGAAAUGUAAUUCUCUGGUGGGAGACUGGUCAGUGAUAUUAGAUCGUACCUCCGACGUUGUUGUGUCCCAAGGAACCACACGAACCAAGAUACCCAUGAUUACGCCAUCAAUUGUGACCGUUGAAUCAGCCUCCGUCGCAAAGGUAUUCCUAGAGCUGUAUUUCAACUCCAUUUUCCAAAACUCCGAUCCACGGACACAGCGCCAGCAUGAGCUCGAGCAGCAUAUGUACUCAUUUCGGCUUGCACCUGAGGAACAGCUUAAUGCAAGGUGCAAUUGGCUGCUACAGGAAAAUGAAUACCUACGUCAAUGCCGAGUACUUAAGACGAGUAUGCGUUGUAUUCGAAAUGAAAGUACGGUUUCUAUGGCUGGAUAUGAAGUCAUCAAAGUUCUUGGAAAAGGAAGUUUUGGCAUCGUUCGGCUGGUACGGGAAAGAGCUUUUGGUAGCAGGCUGCCUCAAGAGGAAGAUUCUCCCUCUCAGGAAGGUGGCAAUGCUGGUGUCCGAGGCAGCCCCUUUGAGAUGCUGAGAUCAGCCGUUGAUGGAACAAAACACAGCCGCCGAAAAUUCAUGACCGGAGAGAAUAAGGAGGUCUAUGCAAUGAAGGUCAUUAGAAAGUCGGAUAUGAUUCGCAAUGCCCAAGAAGGUCAUAUCCGCGCUGAAAGAGACUUUCUAGUUGUGUCCGAGAAAUCACGCUGGGUAGUUCCAUUGGUCACUAGUUUUCAAGAUGCAAAUUGCUUGUAUCUCGCCAUGGACUACAUGGUCGGCGGAGACUUUCUUGGGUUGUUGAUUCGAAAAGAUACUUUACGCGAGGACUGGACGAGGUUCUACAUCGCCGAAAUGAUCAUGUGCAUCGAGGAGGCUCAUCGACUAUGCUGGAUUCAUCGUGAUGUCAAGCCCGACAACUUCCUCAUAUCUGCAUCCGGUCACUUGAAGAUUUCCGACUUUGGUUUGGCCUUCAAUGGUCACUGGUCGCAUGACCAGUCAUACUAUAACAGCCACCGGUACUCUCUGCUUGGGAAGCUCGGUAUCACAGUCACGGGUGAUGCUGAGGACCAGAAGAAUUCAGCGGAUGCACUGAAAGAGUCUAAAGUUGCUCCCGACUCGCAGGGCUUGCUUGAUUACUCGAAAUACCAUGUUCAAUCCGCUGAUCUUCUAGACUGGCGCAACAAGAAAGAGAGGCGACGUUUCGCCAAAAGUGUGGUUGGAACUAGCCAGUAUAUGGCCCCCGAAGUCAUUCGAGGUGAGAUGUAUGAUGGACGGUGCGAUUGGUGGAGCUUGGGGUGUCUAUAUGGGUUCACUCCCUUUGCCUGUGAAAACCGUCAUGAUACGAAGAUCAAGAUUCUGCAACAUGGACGAAGUCUGCAAUUCCCCAGAGAAAAGCCAUCAGACAAACUAGUUUCACAGGAUGCCAUCAAUCUCAUAGGCCAAAUCCUCCAAGAAAGGCAAUACCGACUCUGUUCUCAGAAAUAUCAAGCUAACGACAUGCUCGCUGGUCGGCCCGUCACAGCACAAUUCCUCUAUUCUAUGGAUCCGCGAUAUCAGAAGAUUAGUAACAGUUACUUUGUGUAUCCCAAUGACGCCGCCGAUAUAAAAGCUCACCCAUUUUUCAGAGGUACCCGAUGGAAUGAGCUUCAUCUGACGCAGCCGCCGCUGAUCCCCAGAGUGAAAAAUUGGGAAGAUACUAGGUACUUUGAUGAUUGGAAAUCUGUUGGUAAUAUUGAGGAGGCAUUGCAUACAAGCGACUUGGAAGGGUCCGAGGAUGCUGAUGAUGAUGUACUACUCAACCCUGCUGCAGAUGGAAAUAUAGACCCUCGGAACAAUUCUAUUCACCCGGACCAACAACCACAAGCUACAGGUCCCGUAGCGACCACUAAAACAGAUCCCCAGAAGCUUCAAGAAGCGGAGAAGAGGAAAGAAAAAAAGCGACCCCGGGAUAAGAUACUCCGGGACAAGAAACUUGGUAGAACUGCCUUGGAGAUUCGCAAGAGAGAUGCUUUUUUGGGCUAUACAUACCGUCGACCGAAAGGGCCAGCCAUGGCCCUGGGUACCGACAGGGGACGUCAGCCAUUCACAAGAGGUCAUUUAUCGGAGCUGUAUGCCCCAUAA